This is a messenger RNA of Perca fluviatilis (European perch), 976 nucleotides long. RefSeq names its product galactose-specific lectin nattectin-like. Lineage: Eukaryota; Metazoa; Chordata; Actinopteri; Perciformes; Percidae. The record is from RefSeq and is a predicted model, not a curated record. Bases 1 to 483 code for a protein of 160 amino acids. The transcript is spliced from 5 exons. Gene Ontology annotation, molecular function: signaling receptor activity.
AUGUUAACAUUGUGGGACACAUGGCUCUCAAUUUCAGGACUGUCAGGGGUGGAGGAACACAGACCCCUCUCCUCCUCUUGGUUGAGACAAGGUCCCUGCCCUCCUGGUUGGACUCAGUUCGGCUCUCGCUGUUUCAGUUUCAACUACCAUGCAAAGAGUUGGGUCAAUGCAGAGACCUUCUGCAAGGCCGCCGGUGGGAAUCUGGCUUCAGUCCACUCAGAAGAGGAAUAUGAAUUCCUCAGAACCUUCAUUCACCAAGUGACCGGUGAAAACAAAGUUGCCUGGAUCGGAGGCUUUGACUCAGUGCAGGAGAAGGAGUGGAUGUGGUCUGAUGGAUCCCCAUUCGACUACACAAGCUGGAAUCCGAAUCAGCCUGACAACGAAGGUGGACGUGAGCACUGUCUUGAGAUGAACUAUCACGACAAAUGGAACGAUUACGUGUGUGAAAAGAAACGUCAUUUCCUGUGCUCCAUGAACCUGUGAGGCCUCCCGCCAUCAUGAUCUCACUACAGCUCAUCUAUAAUCUCUGUCACUGAUUCACUUUCAGUUUGUUGUGCAGACAGAAACAGCUCUCCGCUGACAGACUCACUUUCACUUGUUUACUAUCUGAAGAGUUAGGAAACAGUUCACAUUUGAGUUUUAAGGAAACUGACUCUCUGAGCUGGACAAAAGCAAAUCAGUUAUUGGACUUUUAAUCUAAUUUAGUAAAUAACACAAAAUUAAAUAAAGAAAACAUUAAAAUACUCUGACAUCUUUUCCAUUUUAGUUUGCUGAAUAUUGUCUGUCAGCUCUGUCCAAAGGUAACAACAUCCACCUACCAGACAUGAGUGAUGACGAUCUUCUCAUCAAAAUUGUCCAAAUAGAAAAUAAAAUCCAAAUGUUGUCCGAAAGUUCUUUGAUACAAGAGGAGUUUCUGGUGUGUUGGAUUCUUUAUUCGUCUGUUUUCCUUCACUAUAUAAUCAAUAAGCAUUACAAA